UUCAUUGGUGCAUGAAUGGAAAUUUAAAAGGUUUGUCACUAAAUAUUGGUGAAAAUGGAAACCUCAUCUAUGCUUUCAUCUUUACACGAUGAAUGCAGAUCAGACAAUUACAUUGAACCCCAUUACAAGGAAUGGUAUCGUGUAGCUAUUGAUGCUUUAAUUGAAGGAGGUUUAGAAGCCUACCAAGAAUUUCUUUCCAAAGAGAGAUGUUCAGAGUUCCUAGCAGAAGAAGAAAUUAAUUAUAUUUUGAACACUGUUCAGAAACUUCCUCAAAACACAGUUUAUUCCCCUGACAAUGCUGUUGAUGAUACCUCUUCCUCGGGAACUUAUUGGCCUAUUGAAUCUGAUGUGGAAGCUCCGAACCUUGACUUGGGCUGGCCCUAUCUGAUGCCUGGAAUGUCUGGAGGUACAAAUAUUGAUCUACUUUUUCAUCCACCACGAGUACAGCCUUUCACAAUAAAGGAAACUAUUAGGAAGAUGAUAAGAGAAGCAAGAAAGGUCAUUGCCAUAAUUAUGGAUAUGUUUACAGAUGUGGAUAUCUUCAGAGAAAUUGUAGAGGCAUCUACCAGAGGGAUUGCUGUGUAUAUUCUGCUUGAUGAGUUUAACUUCAGUCACUUUCUUAAAAUGACAGAAAAACAGGGCUUUCAAGUUCAGAGAUUCAGGAACAUGAGGGUGCGGACAGUAAAAGGACAAGAGUAUUAUUCCAAAUCAGGGGCAAAAUUCCAUGGAAAAAUGGAACAGAAAUUUCUUCUGGUUGACUGUAAGAAAGUCAUGUAUGGUACUUACAGCUUUAUGUGGUCAUUUGAAAAAGCCAACCUCAGCAUGGUUCAAGUUAUCACAGGACAACUGGUUGAAUCCUUUGAUGAAGAGUUUAGGACGCUGUAUGCCCGUUCCUCUGUUCCUAGUUCAUUUGCCCCAGAAUUAGUUAGGAUAAAUAGUCACAGGAUACUCUGGGAGAAUGGCACAUACCAGCAUUCACAGUCUUCUUUAGCUUCAGUCUCCAGCCAGCGAAACCUUUUUGGUAGGCAAGACAAAAUUCACAAACUAGAUCCCAUUUACUUGAAAACUCGAGGAAGAUAUGCAGUGAAUGAAAUAGAUACAUAUGGUUUGAGAAAUCAAACCCACAACAAACUACCCUUUCAUCCAGGUUUUAACAUGCAAAAUAAAAUUCAGCAGUAUCAACCCAGUGAACAAAAUGAGCAUUGGAAGAGACAUAGUUAUGCUGGGGAAAACCCAGAAAGGACUCCUUACUUUUUGCUACACAGAGCUAUUAAUCGGACCAAUAAUCUAUCAAAUACUUGGAAGAUGCCAUCUGAUAGCCUUAGUAUUGUAUCUUCAUUAAAGGGAGGCUAUACAAACAACUGCAAUGCACCCCAACAAAGUUUUGCCAAUCGGUUUGCACAGCCAAAGAUAAAUAUUGCAGAAAGAAAUUCAAUUGUACGGAGGUCUUUCAGUGGAACAGAUAAUCAUAUCCGCUAUCUGCAACAGAGGAUGCCAACCCUUGAACACACUACAAAAUCAUUUCUACGUAACUGGCGAAUUGAGUCAUACUUAAAUGAUCAGUCAGAUUCCGCUGCAGAUUGCAAUGGAUCAGCAGUCAGUGACAGGUAUGAGGGCUAUGACACAGCUGAAAAUAUUAAAGCUCAUGCCCUUUAUUCUCAUUCUCGCCUGAGGUCAUCAUUAGCUUUUAAGCCAACUUUGCCAGAACAGCAGGAAGUAAGCAGCUGUACAAGUUCUUCAAAUUCAACUAUCGUUGGUUCAGAGGGAAGUGAAACACCUAAAGGGACACCCAAUCAUAUCCCAAUUGUGAAAAAUGUGACCAACAAAGAAUCAGCAGAGGUCAGCACUAAUGUCCCACCUGACUCAGAUGAACCGAAAAAGCCUGGAAUGCAGGUUGCAGAAAACAAAAAACCUAUUUUAUAUCCAAAUGCCACUAGGGACCCAUCUACCUACAUGUACACAGCCUUCUAUGUAAACAGACAGGCAGAAAAUGUAAAGAACCAUCAGAAUGAAAAUAUACUAAAAAGGCGAAGUUUCCCUAUGUUUGAUAACUCCAAGUCCGCUUUGGAUCAUGGUGUCAACAAGCAGGCGUCCAGCUAUGUGUACAGCACACUGACUAGGCAGAGACUUAAGCGGCCGGAAAAUCUAAAGCCCCCAGAAGAUACAAUAAAAAACUCUAAAAGCUUUCACAGUGUGACCAACCACAUAGAACAUGAAGAUAAAAAUCUCAAAGGAGAAUCAAAGAGCCCCACUACCACGAAGGCCAUCUCUGUGGCUGCUCUAGCUGAAGAUAGCAAAGAGGAACCUAGCAAACAAUGUACUUUAAAGAAAGAAAAUAGGAAUUCUCCAAGUUUCCUGAAAAAGGGAUCCCAGAAACUGAGGUCAUUGCUGAAUCUCACACCAGACAAGAAGGAAAACUUGUCAAAAAACAAAGCUCCUGUGUUUUAUAGAAUGUGCAGCAGUUCUGACACGUUGGUUUCUGAAGGCGAAGAGAAUCAAAAGCCAAAAAUAUCUGAGACUAAGGCUGAUUCUUCUCCAAGAAAAAAGAGGAUCACAUCAUCCAAUUCACAAGGCAGCUUGCAUAAAAGUAAAGAGGAUGUCACUGUGAGCCCACCCAAGUCUCCCAAGCCACCCAAGUCUCCCAAGCCACCCAAGUCUCCAAAACCUCCAUUUGAUGAAAGCAGUAAAAAGUGCCCUACUUUAUGCCCCCCUGAAAAGUUCUUAGAAACUGUAGGAGAUGCAUCCACUCCAAGAUUUAAUACUGAACAGAUCCAGUACCAAGAGGUGAAAGAAGCUAUAACUAAUGCUACACAGGAAACUGCACCUGUUUCUAGUUCUCCACAAAGAGUAAGCACAAUGACAUCCCAGCCUGGAAACUCAAAGCACAAAGAGGAGUUAUUAAGAUCUCGUUUGAGUGAAAGACGUGUUUAUAGUCGCUUUGAGCCAUUCUUGAAGAUGGAAAGCUCUGGUCAACCAGCAAGAAAUACACCCAAGACCAGUACACAGCCCCCAGAAACAAAAAGCAAAACCUUAGGGAAUAACUAUGCAAGGGGCAAUCAGGUGGCUCAUUACAACUCAACCGUAUACCAUCCAUUACAGCCAAAUGAAAACAAGCUUCGAGGAUUUAUGCAAAAGUUUGGAAACUUACUAUACAAAAACAAAUAAAACCUAUAUAGUCUGAGGACUGUGUGAAAAAUAGCAAAGGCAGCAGGGCUCUAAGUAUUGAACUGAAUUAGACAGAUGGGCAGGCCUGUAAAGUUUACAAGGGUUUCUGCAGGGGUUAGAACCUUGGAAUUGAUGUAUAUGUUUUUAUGUAAUAAACCUAGAGUUAUUAUACUUCAGUCAUUGCACAAGUUCUGUGUCUAAAAGAUGUUUUAAAUGUGAUGUUUAUAAUGUUUAUACUGUAAGAUUAAUUUGAGAUAGAUACUUUCCCUCAUGCAGAAAGUGUGUAAUAAUAUCUUAUAAGUGUGAAAAAGAGGGAGGAGGUUUUUUAAACUCUAAUAUUUUUUUUCAAAAACCUGUCAUUUAAAAAUAGAAUAAUACUGGGAUAAGUGGCCUGCUGUGUCUUUUCAGCAUUUAUGUACUCUUGAAAGUGAUAAAAGCAGAUGUUAAUUAAUUGCAUGUUACUUAGCCAUUUAAACUAAUUUUUGAAAACCUCUUACAGACUUUACCAUAUUACUGAUUGUCUUCACAGACUGCUAUAUUGAACUGUGAGGAUAACAAAUGGAGAAUCUCACUUAUUGUACUGAAUAUUGUAUGUAAUUACAUAUCACCACAAACCUCAAAGUUACCCUCCAACCAGGGUGUGGUGUACUUGUUUACAAUGUGAAGUGGUUGUAACUGUAGGGUGACAUUUUAAAAUCUAUUGAUGCAUCAAGAUUUAUUGAAAGUAGGCUGCAAUUGGAGUUAAACCUUUUGUUGUAUAUGCCAAUAUUCCAUAAUGCAUCCUUAGAAACGUGUGCUUUCCUAUAUUUUUAAAUUUGGAGCAUCAAGGAAGAAAAUUAGUCUGUGGAUUACCAUUUCUCAGGUAAGCUGGUAAAUUCUCCAUACAGUACUUAGCUUUAAAUGUUCGCAAUUGAAUUUGCAAUUCUAAGUAGUUCAGUUAAGAAAAGUUGUAGGCACGUAUUUUACUCAAAACUUGAAGUAUUUCCAAAGACUAAAGUAAUGGAAGCAAGAAAAGAGCUUACCUUUUAGACAGAUUGGGUGAUAUUCUGGCUCCAUUGGAGUCAGUGGUAAAGUACCCAUUGACAUUAGUGGAGCCAAGAUUUCACCCAUCUUGUUUAUAAACUCCUGUUCCUAAUUUCUUCCUCAUUACUAUAUGGACCAAAGGACCGUGCACAGCAAUGCUCACUGUUCACUCAACCAGCUUGCAUUCAAAUAAUUUUUUUAAAGUAUGGAAAUGUUCACAAACUCUUUUCAUUUGAAUUGGUCAGUGCUAAUUUAAGGAUUUCUCAGAUUGAGAUAAUCUGUUUGCAAAAUUUGGGCUCUGCCAGUAACUUCAAUGGACAUUGGAUCAAGACCCAACCAUUUUAUUUAACUAAGACAUGAGUAAUUCCCACUGAAGUCAAUAACAGUUACUUGUAUCAAGCAGUAAGAUAAUCAGGACCCCACUACUGUGCAUAGUAAAUAUAAGAAGAGUAUGAGAGAGAAAAUGUUGGUGAAGAAUAUCUUUUAUUGGACCAACUUCUUUUGGUGAUAGAGACAAGUUUUUGAGCUUAUACAGAGCUCUUCUUCAGAUCUGAGAAACCUUGUCUCUCUGAUAUCCUGGACCAACAUGGCUACAACAACAUUUCAUAUGAGAAGAGUAUGAUGCUGAUGAUUAAUAUUUAAUGUUAAUUCAUUCACAAACGUUUAUUUUUAAUGUCUAUACCUGAACUGAUUGUUGAGAUGAGCACACCAGUGAUUUCUGUAUGUUAUUUCCUUUAUUUUAAUGGGGGAGGGAUUUUGAAUAAGAAUAUUGUACUGUAGAGGAGAGUAGCUACCAUCCAAAUAACUUUUUUAAAAGCAACCAUAUUUUCAUGCAGUGAUUGUUAAUAUUAUGGAAAAAGUUGUCUUGAAUUAAUCUCACAUCACUGGAUUGACAGAAAGGCCCUGAUUAUGAUCUCACUUCAUUUAGCUUUAUCUGUAUAACUUGGAACAAAUACGGACCACAGCACCAUAGUAUCUAAGUGCUCUACACUCCUAUAACCCCACUGAGUUAUUUCUGAUUUACACUAACAUAUAGUGAUCCAUCCCCUGUCAGCUGUUCUCAGCUUCUGGCAAACAGAGGCUAGGGACACCAUCUCUGCCCAUCCUGGCUAGUAGCCACUGAUGGACGUAUCCUCCAUGAAUUUAUCUAGUUCUUUUUUGAACCGUUACAGUCUUGGCCUUCAUAACAUACUCUGGCAAAGAGUUCCACAGGUUGACUGUGCGUUGUGUGAAGAAAUACUUCUUUUUGUUUGUUUUAAACCUGCUACCUAUCAAUUUCAUUUGGUGACCCCAUAGUUCUUGUGUUAUGAGAAGGAGAAAAUAACACUUCCUUAUUUAUUUUCUCCACACCAGUCAUGAUUGUAUAGACCUCUAUCAUAUCCACCUUUAGAGGUCUAUAAAAUCAUUCAGUUUGAAACCUAAAGGAGAUGUGACCCAAAGAUAAUAGGCCUUACGUAGCUGAACUCUGAAUUUCCAGAUGCAGUUAGGACAGCAGAUUGGGCCAUGAAAUUUGAAAGAUAAAGUAAAAUGUAUAAUCAGUGGUUGAUGUGAAAGAAUUUCCCUCUCCCAACAGCACUCCUCAAAAAUUCCAGGGGAGGGAUAUGCUAUUUUAAUUCUUUAAAAAAAAAACAAAAAAAAACCACAUGCCUGAUUUGUUCAUCAGCUAGGUCAGAAACCUGCUUGUUCCUUCCCACCUAUUGCUGUGAUGGGAGUCCUUGAACUACAGUGUGCUGCAUUUCACCUAGAACCCUCUCCUGUUCCCAUUAAAAUCGCAAUGGUUAUUGCCAGUGACUUCUAUGAGGCAGGAUCAGGACAUUUCCCAGAGAACAGUUUUAAGCAAAAUGAUAUUUAAUAAAAAUAACCAAUACAUAAUGGGGAUGGUAUUUACAGUUAGUGGUGAUCUCUUGUGUCUCAAUUGUAUCUUGGGUCUUUCUCUUUCCUUCUACCGAAAGUAUUCAGUUCCUUCUUAGCUGAGAUAUUUGCAGAAAGUAUAUGAAUUGCUUCACUAAUACAUGUUGUUAGUUUGCCUUUUCCAUGCUGAACUGGCAAACCUGGAGCGUUCUGACAUGUAGCAGACAGCAAUUUCAGAUCCUAUCUCAGUACAGAAAAUGCCUCCUCACAACUAUAGGGGGCUGCCCAGUAUGGACUCCUGUUGCUCUCUAGACAGCAGCAUUUCUUAUUAACAUUACAUCUUUUAUGAUGAGCAAGUUUUUAGGAGGGUGUCCCAAUGAAGAGAACUCCACGGGAAUACACACAAGCUGCAGAGCUGCUCAUUGACCUGUAAGUCAUGAUUUGUAGGCAAUGGAAGCUCAUUUAUUUGCAUUCUCCUGCCCUGGGAAGCUCUCCAGCAUACCACCAUGGAAGGUUCAUAUUUUUCCUUUUGGGGCUUCCAUGGCAGGUGUUAAAAAUGGCAGUUCUGUGUGUGUGUGUACAUACAUACAUACUUGUAGUAAAUCUUAUGAGAUAUAGUUUGUUACAAUUUUUGGAAAAUUACUGUUUCUUCUAUCAACGGUAGAUUGCUAAGUCAAGAGGAAGAACAUAAUAAACAUUUCCAGUAAAAUGCACCUAAUAUAAAUUUGUUUGCCAAUUGGUGUUGUGUCUCUAGAUGGGUAUGGUUGAGAAAAUGGUGGGGAAGGCAGGAAAAUAGACUGCUCACCUGACACACUUUCUCUACAAGUAGAGUACACAGGGUGUAACAUAGUCCAGGAAGGAACCUUCCUUUGGGAGUCUCCUAUUAAAAUACUGGCAGGAUACCAUUAGCAAAAUUUUAUUUUCUUUACUGAUUUAAGAAUACACUAGAUGCAAAACACCAAAUAUUUGCAUGUGAACAUAGUGCAUUUAAGUGUCUGUUCUAAAAUGCCUGUUCUUGCCUCAUCUAGCAGUCAGAGCUCAAAAACCUGAUUGUUUCUCACUGAUUUUAAUGGCCUUUAUAUCAAGCUCUUAGAACCCAAUCUAGCAAAGCAUUUAAGCAUGUGCUUAUCUUUAAGCACUCAAGUAGUCCUAGCAUAAAGUUAAAGUAUAAAAUUAAGCAUGUGCUUAAGUGCUUUCCUUUAUCAUGGUCUAAAGACUCAUCAUACUACUUGGACAUCAAAUCACAUAUUCCAAUCAAUUGCUAAUCUAAAUCUAUGGUAUUUUUAUUUACUUAGAGCAAUGUCUGGAUUUCACACAGCCAAGCUGUAGCCAGAUCAGGAUUUUAUUGCCCCUUCCAAGCCCCAUGUAAAUGGUAGCUAUUGCUUCUGCUGUUUGUAAUCUAGAUAAUGCAAAGGAAAUAGACAGGCUAAUAUACACAUAUACAAGCAUCCAGAAUAGGUAUUCUUGAUUGCAAAGGAGAAAAUAGAAUUUACAAAAAUUUUGAAAGCACCAGGGAAUUCCAUGAAGCUUGGUUUUGGCCACGCCAGAUUAAUAUGCCUGUUUCUAUUCUGGAUUUAGUUUUACACUGUUACUCAUUACAUAAACUCUGGUUUCUCAGUGGAAAUACUUACAUUACAUGGUAGUUAUGCCAUGCAUAUACUGUAUAUGUACAAAUGCAAACCAAAAUUU
Molecule: messenger RNA, 7728 nt
Organism: Caretta caretta (loggerhead turtle)
Lineage: Eukaryota; Metazoa; Chordata; Testudines; Cheloniidae
Gene: SACK1B
Product: family with sequence similarity 83 member B
Biological process (GO): signal transduction
Cellular component (GO): membrane; cytoplasm
Molecular function (GO): protein kinase binding
Source: RefSeq, a predicted model, not a curated record